Messenger RNA from Schistocerca cancellata (South American locust), 6771 nucleotides. RefSeq names its product diacylglycerol kinase 1-like. Bases 78 to 2426 code for a protein of 782 amino acids. The record is from RefSeq and is a predicted model, not a curated record. NCBI's taxonomy places the organism in Eukaryota, Metazoa, Arthropoda, Insecta, Orthoptera, Acrididae. The transcript has 17 exons. Gene Ontology annotation, cellular component: plasma membrane. Gene Ontology annotation, molecular function: ATP-dependent diacylglycerol kinase activity; calcium ion binding. Gene Ontology annotation, biological process: intracellular signal transduction; diacylglycerol metabolic process; lipid phosphorylation.
GCGAGCGACAGGCCCGCGCCUCAGACGCCGGCGCGCGGCCCCGCACAGGAAGCGUCGGCGCAGCCGUUCACCCUCUGAUGAAGGUGACGCAGGCGUCUCAGUCGUGUUACGACGUACACGAGCGAAAGGGACCAGAGGUAUCUCCCACCCACGAGGCGUCUAGGUCAUCAUCUAAGAAAUCCAGCACAUCUGCCUUCACCAAUGGCAGACUAGAAGUUUCGCUUCCAGAGUCGAAAGGUGCUAUACCAAAAAGAAGAAUCAAAGACAAAGACAAAGACAGACACAAAGAAAGAGAAAAAGAGAAAGUAAAAGUGAAAUACAAACGAGAGGAGCUUGACGUCCGGUCGGUGACUGUUCCUCUCAAAGACAUCAUCUGUUACUUGUCCCUCAUAGAAGGAGGACGGCCGGAAGACAAAUUAGAGUUUAUGUUCCGUCUAUACGACACGGAUGGAAAUGGCGUACUGGACACUGAUGAAAUCGACUGUAUCGUAAACCAAAUGAUGAAUGUAGCAGAGUACCUAGGAUGGGAUGCUUCCGAGUUGAAGCCGAUCCUGAAGGACAUGAUGGUGGAGAUAGACUACGACGCCGAUGGCACGGUGUCCCUGGAGGAGUGGAAGAGGGGUGGCAUGACCACCAUCCCACUGCUAGUUCUCCUGGGCUUCGAAUCGAGCGUGAAGGAGGAUGGCCAGCACGUCUGGAGACUGAAGCAUUUCAACAGACCUGCGUACUGCAACUUGUGCCUUAACAUGCUCGUUGGCCUCGGGAAGAAAGGCCUGUGCUGCGUAUUGUGCAAGUACACGGUGCACGAGCGCUGCGUUCAGCGAGCACCUGCGUCUUGCAUCGCAACCUACGCGAAGUCCAAGAAGAUGUCACAGACCAUGAUGCACCACUGGGUAGAAGGCAACUGCCACGGCAAGUGCGACAAGUGUCGGAAGACCGUCAAGAGCUACAACGGCAUCAAUGGCUUGCACUGCCGCUGGUGUCAUCUAACGCUACACAACAAGUGCGCGUCACAAGUGAAGCCGGAAUGCAAUCUGGGAGAGUUCCGCGUGCACGUGCUGCCGCCAACUGCCAUCUGCCCCAUUGUACUGGACAGACAAAGAUCUAUCUGCAGGCCUGGGAGGCGUGAACAGCGCCCCGCCGAAGCCGCAGCCGCAGCCGUCCAGUCGGUGUCAGCCGAACCAGUACCACACCCAGCAACAAUAAUGACUGCGACGACCACCAUGACCACCACGACCACCAUGACCACCACGACCACCAUGACCACCACGACCGCAAUGGGCCACUACCAACAUGCAGAAGGAGCGUACCCGCCAAUGUCCUUCCAGAUAAUGCCGCCAACGAACACGUGUCCGUUGGUGGUCUUUGUAAAUCCCAAAUCUGGAGGACGACAAGGCGAACGAAUGCUCCAUAAAUUUCAGUACCUGCUUAACCCCCGCCAGGUGUACAAUCUUGCAAAAGGUGGUCCCAUGGUGGGCUUGACCCUUUUCAAAGACGUAUGCAACGUCAGGGUCAUCUGCUGUGGAGGCGACGGAACUGUCGGAUGGGUUCUCGAAUCCAUGGAUCGCAUCCAAUACGAACAACAACCAGCAGUUGGGGUCAUACCACUUGGGACCGGAAACGACUUAGCAAGAUGCCUACGCUGGGGCGGAGGCUAUGAAGGAGAGAACAUCGGCAAAAUACUUAAGAAAAUAGAACGUGCUUCCCAGGUAAUGAUGGAUCGAUGGCAGAUCGAAGUUAUUCCAGAGUGCACGAGCGGAGACGAAUUACCGGGAGACCCAGUGCCUUACACAAUCAUCAACAACUACUUUUCUGUGGGUGUGGACGCUGCCAUAUGCGUGAAGUUCCAUCUGGAGAGAGAGAAGAAUCCAGAGAAGUUUAACAGCCGCAUGAGAAACAAGCUUUGGUAUUUUGAAUUCGCAACAUCGGAACAGUUUGCAGCGUCCUGCAAAAACCUCCAUGAAGAUAUAGACAUCACGUGUGACGGCGUCGCGCUGGAGCUGGCGGGCGGCCAGUCGCUGCAGGGCGUGGCGCUGCUCAACAUCCCGUACACCCACGGCGGCUCCAACCUGUGGGGCGACCACGGCAGCCGGCGCAUCUUCCGCCGCCGCCGCAAGCGCGCCGGGCCCGCCGACACCGGCAGUGCCAUUCAAGACAUCGGCGACCGGAUGAUUGAGGUGAUCGGGCUGGAGAACUGCCUCCACAUGGGACAGGUGCGCACGGGGUUGCGAGCGUCUGGUCGCAGGCUGGCGCAGUGCUCAUCCGUCAUCAUCCGCACUCGCAAGCGCUUCCCCAUGCAAGUAGAUGGAGAACCGUGGAUGCAGCCGCCCUGCACGAUUAAAAUUACACACAAGAACCAAGUUCCAAUGUUGAUGGCUCCACAGCCGGAAAGAGGAAGAGGAAUCUUCCGUUACUUAAGGAGGUGAACCAUUUACCUCGUGGUGAAUGGUAACAAUAAAAUAUGGAUACCUGUAAAUUUUAUUGUAUUUUUGAUGUUACACAUAUCAUUUUUCAUUUAAGUAAUGUUGUAACACAAAAAGUAAUUGUUGAUACCUUCAAUUCUGCCACUUUAUCCUUUUUAUUUAAUGUUUUGAAUAUUCUUUUAAAGUGCAAUAUGUAGAUUCUUUCCUGACUAUAACUUCCCAUGUUUCUUUAAGGGAUAUGUGCUUUUUAUUGAGUGUAGCACGAUAUAUGCAUAAAAAAGGAAAACUAUUUAUUUUGCCUCACGAAAUGCCUCAUAAAAGGCUGCAAAUUGCUCUGUGACAACAUAUAAAUAUAUAAACACAACAUUUCUGGUGUAAUUUGCUUGCAAUACUAUAGUUUGAAAUGUCAUUGUGAAAAAUGAUGUACUGUACAAACAACUGAGUAUACUGGAAUAACUUUUCAUUCACAUAAUGUUCUGUCAGGAGAAUUUUCUGCAGUAUAUUUUAAGCACCAUCUUUGUCAGUUGCCAUUUAUUGGUUAGUAUGGAUGUUACUCAGAUGGAUGCAGUACUUGUUCACCAGAAACUGUGUAACUGUAACAUUGCUAUAUGCUGUUACCAGUGGUAAGAUUUACUGCUUCUGGUAGGGUAUAUAAAUUGUGUUACAAAAUUAUAUAUUACUACUAUUAUAAGAGUAUCAUUAUUAUUGUUGAUAUCAUAUCACCAUUAUCAUUUCUACCAUCUUCAGUGACACUGUUAAAACUCCAUUUCAUGCACUGUGCAAGGUUAAGGCAUCUGUAUUUCAGUUUGAAAGUAAGAGAUAUCAUCCCACUUACCUGUAGGAAAACCUGAUAGCACUUGUGGAGACAAGAACACUCAGAAUAAAGGAGCGCUCUUUUUUAGUGAAGUUAACGGAAAACAACAGAAAAGUGUUACGACUAGCAACAUUUAUUUGUUACUGUGUUUCCCAAUUGUACAUGUAGUCUGCUGGAGUGAGGUAUGUUCAGUGUGACAGCAAAUACUUAUCCGAAUUAACGGUUUAUUCUCUUAUCUCUGAGAGUUUUAGAGGCAUAUUUUCAUGUCAUUUCGACAUUCGAAUCCACUAACGUCCACAUUCUGUAAAUUAGAAGCUAGUUGUGCGGUCUUCUUUUCUGAAUAUAUAGUGCAGUCACUGUAAAAGCUGACAGACAACCAUUGGUUGUUUUUCUUUCUGGUAUAUUUCUAAAAUAUUUUUAUGUGUUUAGAGAUGCAUAUGGUCUGUUGUCAAUCAUUUUAACCACAUAAUACUUAAUGACAUCAGGAUUUAGUAAUCAUUUGUGUUUCCUGUGAACCAAACUAACCGAGGUUUUAGAAACGAAUAAAUUUCAUGAUUGAAGCAUUAUAUACUUAUAUCUAUUUAUUUACUCAACAUGAGUUGUGGUGCCUUUCUGUCUGUAGGUGAGGAUGUUCUCACACUGGAGGUUGAUUUGAACUCAACAAUGUUUUAGAGGUUGUUGUCACAAUAGAAUUUGUUUGGCCAUGUUUUGAUACACCUUGCGAACCAGCUCAUACAGUCAUUUAUUGGAGCACUUACAUUUUCAUCCCAAAUUCGAAACAUUGAACCACCUGAAUUUUUCACACACACUGAUAAUUUUCAGAAAAGAUGGUCACAUUAAGUGCAAGAAAACAAAGAUCUACACUAACUGUGAAUUAAAACCUAGAUCUUAGAAUCUACAGGGGGAGACAAUUUUAAUGCCAUAGAGCCACACUUCGUAAUUAUCAUUAAGAAGUAUUGUUAUCGAAUUCUCAAAGGUCUCUCCAUAAUAUGAAAACAACAGUACAAAAUAUUGGAUGGAGUUAUGCAAAAAGAACAAUAUCCACCAAUCGUAACAAUGAACCAGUGUACAGUGGAUGUUUCCCAAAAGUUAAAAAAUGUACAAGAAUUGCAUACAAGCUUGUAUUAUUUUAACAUAUUUCAUGGUGAUUUAGAGAGAACAGCCAGGAGGAUAGGACUAUAUAUGCAGUUGAAGAACGUUAGAAAAAGGGCUGUGACGGACAGGACAACUCCAUUCCUUUUCGCAAUACAAUUGGUCUUGGAAUGAGCAAAAACGAAAAGAGAAACAGAUAUUUGCUGUAGUGCCAAAUGAGAACUGAAAUAAUGGAAUGAAUAACUAACUAACCAAGAGUUCAUAGCAUUAUGUAACUGAACAAAUAAAAAUAAAAUAUUAAAAAAGAAAUAAGUCAGAUGAGGCAGUUGAGGCAUGAGCUCCAGAUGGUUUGAAGUUUAGGAAAAAGCUGAACAUAGAAAAUGUGAUGUUGCUUCAACUUAGAACUGAAGAGGAAACUCAUGUUUCAGAAAGCAGUGGUGAGGCUGCAGUUCAAUAAUAAAUACUGCAGUCGAGGCUUGUUUAACAAUAGUAUUGUUUAAUUUAGUCUCAAAUACUUUUGCAAAGGAGUCAUGUACCUUUACAAUACAAUUCAAUGCCAGCACUGCAUAUGUGAAUUAAAAAAUGUAGUUAUAUGUUGCUAAAGCAUGAUACUGCUUCUUUGAAGACUCAUUUUUCUUUGAAGGGAUGGAUGAUUUUCUUUGUCAGUCCUCCAGUUAGUGCAAUGGAAAUGAGGAUAUGAUAAAAAGGAGGCACUAAAUAUCAUUGAAUUAGGGUUGUUCACAGUUACAUCACUGCCAGAGAAAAAUUGCGUUAUGGGAUUACUGUCAGACCUCCCACUGGCAUUGUGCACAAAAUUGCUACCAUAGUCGAUAGUGACCAUAGCAGCUUACAUUAAAAACUGUGACCAUCUUGAAAUCUUUAGUUAUGUGUUAUACUGCUACCAGCGUUUUUCAACAAAAAUAACACGAAUUCAUUUUGUCUGGUAGCAGGACAAAUAAAUAACGAUUCUUAUUAUAAGUUUCGAGAUGGUAUUCUGGUGUUAAUUAGAUUUGGUCUUCAUCGAGCUAGUGCAUAUGGUAUCCACAUGCCCUGUAACUUGUCAUUCUGUUUAUUAGUCACAUAUAAAACUCUUACAACUCUCAAAUUUUCAGGGAUUUUGGGAAAAUUAGAAGGAUUUCAGUUAAGCUUUCUAUAACCAGAAAUACAGAACGAAUUUGACAUGUCUACUGUGUCUUCUCCAUCGUGAAAAACUGCAUUCAGUAAAGCUCUGCUGAGGAAUUACCAAUCCUCAACACACCAUUUCUACAAUACGAUUGCAGGAAUGAUGUAUUAUUACUUAUAUGUUUACAACUUUAGAUUGUAUCUGAGAUAUGUGAUAGUAAACCAAAAAUUGUAAUAUCGCUGUUUGUUAAGCAUAACUACAUAUCUUACACAUAGAACAGUCCAACUAGCAAUGCAGCCAACCUCAGUUUCGGUGUCCAUGUAUUGCACCAUUUUCAGUACAAUAAUGCAACAUCUGUUACAUUCAUUGUUGCAUUAUUUACUCAAUUAAAACUGCAAUAGGAGCCAUUUUUCCAAUAAAAGUAUAAACAGGAAAGAAUCUACUUCAGCUAAAAUGUAUAAAAGGAAGUCACACAAACUGUAACUUUUUGAAUCAGAGGUUUAUUCAUCUGGGAAAGAAAAGAGAAGACUGGGAAUUAAUUAGAAUCCUAAGUAAGGAAAGAAACCACAGGCCAUUUUGUUGCAAAAAUCGACAAUGGAAGGCAAAGGAACAUGUGAGAAGGGAUAUGUAUUAUUGUUUCUUACACCUGUGUAAACAUUUCUAAUAAAACACAAUCAAAGUGAUCAUCUCUGACACCAGUUCCUCCAAGAUGUGUUAUUAUAUAUUAACUCUCCCUUCCAUUUCACACUUGAGACGUUUCUCUCUUGUUUCCCUCCUCCUUGUGGUCUUCUCUUGACAUGUUGUCAAGCACCAUUUCUUGUACCAGAUUACAGCAGUUAUUCUGCUGUCACAGAAAGGUGUCUUUGUUAGAUACUUCAUGUUACCAAAGCACUGUUAAAUAAAAUUUUUACACUAAGCUGCAAAGACUGUAGCAUCGUUCACUGUGGUCUGUUCAUAGUUUGUAGCAUCAUUGUUUCCUGAAGUUAGUAAUAAGCGGCCUUCCCCUGUACAUAUCUUUUUAUAUAGUCAGUUAUACAAAAUAUUUUUCAGAGAUGAUAAACAUAUUUCAGUAGCAUAUGCAGCCUAUAUUUUUUAUUUAUUUUUCUGCUAGAAGAUUAGUCAUCACUUACUUCAACUGUACACGUGGUAUCACUUUCUUUCCUUUACUUUAGUGAUACCUACACCUACUUUCACUACUCAUGUAAUACAACCAGUAAUACUGUGAAUUAAGUACGACUUCCACGUUAAUUUUGUAAGAAUUACUUCUAAGAUUAUUCAUUACACAACGUUAUGAGCUGUAUAACAAUUUCUAUAUUAAA